This is a messenger RNA of Trypanosoma conorhini, 948 nucleotides long. RefSeq lists its product as uncharacterized. NCBI's taxonomy places the organism in Eukaryota, Euglenozoa, Kinetoplastea, Trypanosomatida, Trypanosomatidae. The transcript has a single exon. Gene Ontology annotation, molecular function: protein binding. The coding region runs from base 1 to 948 and encodes 315 amino acids. Gene Ontology annotation, biological process: protein folding in endoplasmic reticulum. The record is from RefSeq and is a predicted model, not a curated record. Gene Ontology annotation, cellular component: EMC complex.
AUGAGCGAGUCGCUUGUCUCACUGCAGUCUCUGACGCCGCUUGACGUCAAGCAGCUUUCGAGGGAACAAAAGCGUCAGCUUCUGCGGCAGCACCGCGAGCACCCGUCUCGCAAUGCGAAGGUUGUGCUUCUGCUAGGGAAGGAUCUUCUUGCCGGCGGCACCGGUGGCAUGGGGUCCGCAGAGCUGUCCUGCAUCUACGAGCAGGUCCUUAUUGCGGCCCUCGACUGCGGCAGAGUGGACAUGGCGCUGCAGUACCUUGCAGUUCUGCAGAAGUGGUUCGGAAGGCAGUCGCUGCGGGUGCGGCAUCUCGAGGGGUUGUGCUUGGAGGCGGACGGCAAGGCGGCGGAGGCGGAGCGCCUGUACCGCGCCAUCCUGAAGGACAACCCGUCGGAUCAGCUCUCCGUCCUGCGCCUUUCCGCCAUGCUGAAGAGCGAGGGUAAGUACCAGAGGGCCAUUGAGCUCCUAGAAACGCAGCAGGUUUACACCGACGAGGACGGCGAGAGGCACACCUUGCUGGAGGUGCACCGCGGCGACAGCCUCGCCACCUACCGCGAGCUCUCCAACCUCUACUAUCUCUGCGAGGACUAUCGCAUGUCUCUCCACUACGCCGACGAGGCGAUGCUGUUCGACGGCAACAACUACCUCUCCCACACCCGACUGGCGGAGCUGUACUACAUCGUAGGCGACCACAAGCGCUGCCUCGUUGAGUACGCGCAGUCGCUGCGCCUUAACAGCCACGCAAACAACUGCAGGGCCGCGUAUGGUCUCUGGGUCACCGCCAACGAAGUCGUGCGGCAGGCGCGGUCGGCUUCGAAGCGGUCGGACAGUGAACAGGCGACGGAGGAGGCGGUGGCGCUGCGUGAGUGGGCGGAGAAGAAGCUGCUGGAGAUCUACGAGGGCAGUCCGAUGCUUUCCGCCGUGCAGGCCAUGCUGCAGCACGGGGCCUGA